Molecule: messenger RNA, 2676 nt
Organism: Callithrix jacchus (white-tufted-ear marmoset)
Lineage: Eukaryota; Metazoa; Chordata; Mammalia; Primates; Cebidae
Gene: IKBIP
Product: IKBKB interacting protein
Source: RefSeq, a predicted model, not a curated record
CCGCCCCUCCUCCUCUAGUCCCGUCAGCCUGCGCGCGCCCGGGAGUUUGAAUUUCCUCGGAUUUGGAGCAAUAGCGCGGUGGAAGGCGCUGCGGGGUGAGGUCGCCGCCAAUCUCGACUAGGGGAACUAGGGAGCAGGGCCUCCAGACAUGUCUGAGGUGAAGAGCCGGAAGAAGUCGGGGCCCAAGGGAGCCCCUGCUGCGGAGCCCGGGAAGCGGAGCGAGGAUGGGAAGAGCCCCGAGGCCCCAGGCGGCGGAGGCGGGGGCUGGGCGGAUCCCCGGACUGGCCUGAGUCUGCUGUCGCUGGGGACGUGCCUGGGCCUAGCCUGGUUUGUAUUUCAGCAGUCAGAACAAUUUGCAAAGGUGGAAAACCAGUAUCAGUUACUGAAAUUAGAAGCCAAUGAAUUCCAAGGACUUCAAAGUAAAAUCAGUUUAAUUUCGGAAAAGCUUGAGACUACCGAAAGCAUCCUGCAGGAAGCUACGUCAUCCAUGUCUUUGAUGACCCAGUUUGAGCAGGAAGUAUCCAACCUCCAAGAUAUCAUGCAUGACAUUCAAAAUAAUGAAGAGGUGCUUACUCAAAGGAUACAAAGCCUAAAUGAGAAAUUUCAGAAUAUUACGGAUUUCUGGAAGAGAAGCCUAGAAGAAAUGAAUGCUAAUACAGACAUUUUCAAAUCAGAAGCAAAGCAUACACAUUCUCAAGUAACUGUCCAAAUUAACUCGGCUGAGCAGGAAAUAAAAUUGCUCACUGAACGGCUAAAAGAUUUGGAAGACAGCACACUAAGAAAUAUUAGAACAGUAAAAAGACAAGAAGAAGAAGAUCUCCUGCGAGUAGAGGAGCAGCUAGGCUCUGAUACAAAGACAGUUGAAAAGUUAGAAGAGGAACAGCAUGCCCUCUUUGCCAGAGAUGAAGAUCUGACUAAUAAACUUUCCGACUAUGAACCCAAAGUUGAAGAAUGCAAGACACAUUUGCCAACAAUUGAAAGUGCUAUUCACUCAGUUCUCAGAGUCUCUCAGGAUCUGAUAGGAACAGAAAAGAAAAUGGAAGACUUGACUAUGCAGAUGUUUAAUAUGGAAGAUGAUAUGCUGAAAGCAGUGUCUGAAAUAAUGGAGAUGCAGAAAAUCCUUGAAGGAAUUCAGUAUGAUAAUAGCAUAUUAAAGAUGCAAAAUGAACUGGAUGUUCUAAAAGAAAGAGUUCACGAUUUUAUAGCAUACUCAAGUACAGGAGAAAAGGGAACUUUAAAAGAAUAUAAUCUAGAAAAUAAAGGAAUUGGUGGUGAUUUUUAAAUUCAUGACAUUUAUUCUGAUGAACCAUAUCAUUAUACAUGAAUUGAUUAGUUCCAUGAUUUUGAGUUAUUUUGAUAUGCCUCAUCUUAUCCUACAUUAUUGGAAAAUAAACAAGAUGUCCACACAAAUGGAUUAUCCACAUAAUUGAAGCUUAUCUUUUUAAGCACUAAAAUUUAUUUCAUUGUAACCAUUUUAAAUAGAAAUAGUUCUUUACAAAUAUUUCUCUACUUUUAAAACAAGAUACUUAUUAUUUUUAAUGUUUUUUAAAGAAUUAGUGGACAUCAUUAUUAAUUUUGCCUAUUAUAUUGGACCCAUAUAUAUUGAUGUCUCCAGGGGGCUAAUGGGGAGCAUUUACUGCUUCACUAAAUGGCCCCAAUUUGCCGUUUUUCAAACCUAUGUCUCAUACCUUUUCUACCACCUUAUCUUGCUGUCAGGUUAGUUGGUAAUCUGCCUGCCUCAGCCAGUUCUUCACUUUCUUAUGUAAUUCACUACAGGUUAAGAAUCCGGACAACCAAGUUCAUAGGAGUUUUGUGUAAAAUAAAAGAUAACAUGCCUGAGGGAGAGCCUGGUGCCUUUGCUAUGAAUUAAUAUGCACUUUCUGAAACUAUGAAGCCUGGGAAACAUUUUAGUUUUUGUUAAGGUUCUAAACUGUGUUACACAUACUUCUAAGACUUUUAAAAUCAGAGUAAGUAUGUUCUUACAUAAGGUCUUUCUUAUGAAUUAUGUGUAUAUAAAUCUUUGAAAUAUCUUUAUAUACCUGGGUUUUAAGUUCUAACUGUGUUAGACAUGAGUUGCUAGAUCCAUGAUCUCUAGAUAAUCUACUUAAAAUAAAAAUAAAUAAGCCUGUGGCCUGUUUUAAGGAGGGAAAAGUAACUUAACUGUUAGAAUUAGAUACACUAAUAACUAUGGUAGUUAAAAGCAAGUCAUUUUAAAGAUUUCCCAAAACACACCACUAAAUUUGUUUACAAAUUGAUUCUAUCUUAUUUGAAAUUAUAUAAUGUAGCCAACUGCAUAUGAAAGUUUGUUCUUUUUUGUUUUUGUCAAUAACCUUACCAGUUUUGUAAUGCAGUUUCAAUGAAAUUAAACACACAAAGAACUUGAAAGCAGUCAGUUACAAAAAGGUAGUUGUGGUCAAGUAGUUUUAAUAUGUAAAUAUGCAAGUUUUUGGAGAACCUCCAAACUCGGUCUGCAUUGGAGUUAGGAGGGCCGGUGGUAGACAGUCGCGAGUCAUAAAAAUAAGCCUGAAGAGUUAUAUUAUUAAGGGGCACAGCAUUAAUUUUUGCGGUCUUAACAUUAUACUUACUGACUUCUGAAUGUCUCUUAUUUGUGUGCACUGACAAAACUCUUAUGUGUUUACUUUUAUUUUCAUACUAAUAAAACAGAUGGUAAAGUUA